This is a messenger RNA of Dipodomys spectabilis (banner-tailed kangaroo rat), 2569 nucleotides long. RefSeq names its product STEAP4 metalloreductase (gene Steap4). The coding region runs from base 128 to 1540 and encodes 470 amino acids. Gene Ontology annotation, biological process: copper ion import. Gene Ontology annotation, molecular function: ferric-chelate reductase (NADPH) activity; cupric reductase (NADH) activity. The record is from RefSeq and is a predicted model, not a curated record. The transcript has 5 exons. NCBI's taxonomy places the organism in Eukaryota, Metazoa, Chordata, Mammalia, Rodentia, Heteromyidae. Gene Ontology annotation, cellular component: plasma membrane; endosome.
CUGCCUGCAGCCUCGUUGCCUGGCUGGAAACCCCGCGAAGCUUUUCUCUUUGGGCCUGGCUGGGGAGCAUCGCGGCUGCAGCGCGGAGACUCAGCCCCUUUUGGAGGCGCCUCUUCCUUCCGCAGUAAUGGCGAAAACAUAUACAAACACCUUUCCUCUCACUAUGACUUCUUCUGAAAAGCAAGAGACUAUCUGUAUUUUUGGAACAGGGGAUUUUGGAAGAUCACUGGGAUACAAAAUGCUUCAGUGUGGUUAUUCUGUUGUUUUUGGAAGUCGAAACCCUCAGAUGUCCAGCCUGCUGCCUAGUGGUGCGGAGGUAUUGAGCUAUUCUGAAGCAGCUCAAAAGUCUGAUGUGGUAAUUCUAACAAUCCAUAGAGAACAUUAUGGUUUUCUCACAGAACUAACUGAAGUCCUCAAAGAGAAGGUUUUGGUAGAUGUCAGCAACAACCUCAAGAUUAAUCAGUAUCCAGAAUCUAAUGCAGAGUACCUUGCACAGUUGGUGCCAGGAGCCCAUGUAGUAAAAGCAUUUAACACUAUCUCAGCCUGGGCUCUCCAGUCAGGAGCGAUGGAUGCGAGUCGGCAGGUUUUUGUCUGUGGAAAUGAUGGCAAAGCCAAACAAAGAGUGGUGGAUAUUGUUCGCACUCUUGGACUGACUCCAUUGGAUCAAGGAUCUCUCCUAGCAGCCAAUGAAAUUGAAAACUACCCCCUGCAACUCUUUCCAAUGUGGAGGUUGCCCUUCUAUUUGUCUGCUGCACUAGGUCUCUUCUUCUUUUCCUACUGUGUUCUAAGAGAUGUAAUCUAUCCUUACAUCAAUGAAAAGCAAGAUAGUACAUUUCGCCUGGCUAUUUCCAUUCCAAAUCGAGUCUUUCCAAUAACUGCCCUUAUCUUGCUGGCUUUGGUUUACUUCCCUGGUGUUAUUGCUGCCAUAUUGCAACUCUACAGAGGGACAAAAUACCGCCGGUUCCCAGCCUGGCUUGACCACUGGAUGCUUUGCAGAAAGCAGCUUGGCUUGGUAGCUCUCGGAUUUGCCUUCCUGCAUGUCAUCUACACACUUGUGAUUCCUAUUCGCUAUUAUGUUCGAUGGAGAUUGAGGAACAUCACCAUUGCCCAGAUCGUGGACAAGAAAGAGAAUCCAUUCAGUGCCUCCUCAGCCUGGCUGAGCGACUCCUAUGUGUCUCUGGGAAUCCUGGGAUUUUUCCUGUUUGUUCUCUUGGGCAUCACUUCCUUGCCAUCAGUUAGCAACACAGUCAACUGGAGGGAGUUCCGAUUCGUCCAGUCCAAACUGGGUUAUUUGACCCUGAUCUUAUGCACAGCCCAUACUCUGGUGUAUGGCGGGAAGAGAUUCCUGAGCCCUUCAAGUCUGAGAUGGGGUCUUCCUUCAGCCUACGUGUUAGCUCUCAUCAUCCCUUGCACAGUGCUGGUUAUCAAGUUUAUACUCAUCAUGCCAUGCAUAGAUAAGACCCUUACUCGGAUCCGCCAAGGCUGGGAAAGAAACUACAAAUACUCAAAAUCAGCACUGAAUGGAAGAUCCGACAUUUAAAGCAAAGUUGAGCUUUUUCCCUCACCAUGCUCUGAGGUGUUAGGAAAUGUUGCCUGAUGUGGAGAACCUGAUGUGUUGAGAAGCAACACUUACUUUAUUUCAGGUUUGUGAUGAAUCAGACCAGGUCUGGAGGCAUGAAGCCGAGAUUGAGAUUAGCAUAGUGGUUCCACAUUAAGAAGUUUCUUGAGUGUCUGAGUGUCGGCAGCAUGAACAAUGUUAGAUCUUACAAACUCCAGAAGAAGAAAAAAAAGUGUAUCUCCCUUCUAUACGUCCAAGGCAGAGAUAAGUGAAAGAGAAAACAGUGAUGAAGGUUUUGCUAUAGGCGUGUGUCUGAAGAAGCAGCCUAAAUGAAGCACAAAGAAUGUAAUUUGUUUCUAUCUUUCUUUUCCAAAAAUAACAGUGAUCAUAAAUAUUGCCAUAGUGAUUUUAUUCUACUUUGUUUGUUAACAGAUUUGGUGGUGGUGGUGGUGGUGGGAUGUUUCUCUUGCUUGCUUGCUUCUUCUAAAGCUCAAACGCAAACCCAGGGCUUCAUGCAUGGUAGGCAAACGAUCACUGAACUAUAUCCCCCCUCACCCCAUAUCCCCUAUGAAUCAGACUAUUUUAUGACACAACAAAAUGAUCACCAUCCAAUCGGAAGCAGCCAUGCCUUGAGUAUACACAAAACUGCAGUUGUAGUAAGUCUUCCUCUACAAAAAGUAGGUAGAGGAAAAAUUGAAAAAGAAUAGAAAUAUAUUCAUUUGGAUUUUUUAAUGUGUAAGCAAAGAAGGGUUAAUAGAUGCUCUUGCACAUAAAAAAACUCGCAAGCUAGAAUUUUAGUUAAGAAAUAAAUACUAUAAAGUUUCAUUAUAUUAUGUCUAGCAUCAUGAGGAUAUUAUGGUAGAUUUUAUAAAUUAUAUAUAUAUUCUGAAUAUCGCUCAAUAUUGGUCAUUUAUGAAUUUUAAUUUCUAGUCUGUUAUAAUUUUUAAGCAGUCAAAUUAGAUGAAUUAUGUGGUGUGAAUUUGAACAGUGCAGAGAUGAGCAAGAACUGUG